AUGCAGCAUCAGCAGCAGCAGCACCAACACCAGCAGUCGCUCCCACCGGCGGUGCCCAACGGCAUGCAUGGGCAAUCCCCGUCGCCCUCAAUGAGACAGCAGCACAUGGCCGCCCCACGGUCGUCGACUUCAUCAAUCUCGAGCAGCAGGUUCACCCUCCCGGACAGGAACGUGACGGCGGACACCAUUGAGGAUGCCUACACCCACUUCGUCAUGUCCUGCAACCCGGCGGUCCCGCCCGACACGGACACGGCGGCGCUGCGGGCGGCAUUCCGGGUCCCGCCCAAGAGCGGUGGAAAGAGCUUCAGCACAUUUACCCUUUUCGAGCUCAUUAAGCAGUUGGAGACUAAGGAGAUUAAGACGUGGGCCGAGUUGGCGCUCAAGUUGGGCGUCGAACCCCCUGAUCAGGAUAAGGGUCAGAGUUCUCAAAAGAUUCAGCAAUAUGCCGUCCGGCUCAAGCGUUGGAUGCAUUCUAUGCAUGUGGGUGCUUUCUUUGAGUAUCUGAUGGAUCACCCUCAUCCCUACUGGACAGAGAUUCCAAAUGACCCAACUCCAGUGUGUGAAGCGGGCAGGGAUGGUGUGCUGGCAGAGGACGACAUGGCUCUUCGAGCUCUUUUACCACAGAUUCGGCCUAGGCGGGGGAGAAAAAGGCCGGAAGACGACGACUUCGCCAAGUACCCUUCACAACGAGCGAGGUUGGACUCGCCGCCGACGGGGACGGCUUACACAUCAGCCCGGGCAGAGACUUUGGGUCCAUGGUCCGCUCAUCCCGAUGGGCGGGCUACAUUCGGCUGCUCUGAUCCUUUGAAAUUGAGCGCCAACACGGGAUCGGUGACAGGGUGGCCUCCGGCCCCUGAUACGGCGCAGACACCGCUCACGGCAUACCCACAGGGCCCGAUGUCUGCACUCACGCCAUCAACUCGCAAUGGUGGGUUCUGGGGUGACGCAGAACCGAGGUCAGCUAUAACUCCCUCACGACCGAAAGCAUCUCACCGGCGGCACGGUGCCAAAGUUGUGUCUUCGGCGUGGAGGAGUGGCGGGCCGGGAGGCAGCGGCAAGACUCGAGGAAGACCGCCAAUGAACAAAACGAACACUGAUGGGCCAUUUGUGGCUCUUCCCGCCGAAUUCCCGGCGUACAAGCGGCCGAGUCCCGAGAGCAAGAUCGAGCCGGGCCCGAUUACACCCCCAGCGCCAAUACCUCAGAUCGCAACACCCCCAAUUGCGGUCCCAGACGUACCUCAGCCGCCGCAUAUGCCGCGGCCGGCUAAGCCGAGUAUCUCAUUACAAGUUCCAGAACGCCAAGGAGGAUCUGUUCGUCUCGCGACGCCGCCUCCGCCAAUCGUAAUGGUCAACGGGGACCCCCCGGCAGAAGCACCCGACAUACCAAACAUGACCGCCACGGGACCACCAUUAAAAUUCCCGCCCGGCCACAGCGCGGGCCUUCCCCCCGGUGCUAUACCGCCAGUAGACCUGAAAGCGCAGACUGUCCUGCCGGUCGACCCGCCCCCCGCCGCCAAAGGCAGCGGCAUACCACCGCUACCAAACGACAUACCCAUCGGCAUGUUCGAGAACAUGAAGGACCGAACCAACGUUGACGCCGUCCUGGGAUACUUUGCGCACGAGACGGCCAACGGCGACUGGGUCGACGCGAACAACAACACCAUCGAGAAUUGCAGCAUCGCCGAGGCCUACGCGCUAGUGCACACGACGGUGGAGAGGAUGUGGCAGACGGCGCCAAACCAGGACGCCUUCCUUAUUAAUCUUGCCGCGCUGGCGGGCGGGCGAGCGCUCAUGACGACGAGCAAGCUGCGGGUGAAGCGGGAGGAGGAGUACGAGGACCGCGCGACGUACAGCUGCAGCUGGGAGUUCCGACUGGGGACGAUACGGGGCAACUAUAACAUGGUGCAGACGGUCAUGUACAACCGGUGGCGGCGGCCCGAGGAGAAGCUGGAGAAGCCGAAUAUGAAGGGCACGGGCGGCGCCGAGUCGGAGUGGGAGAGGAAGUACCGGGACCUGCUGGCCUUGUCGGAGAAGAGGGAUAAGGAGAUUCAGGCUAUGCGGGCCGGGCUUACGGCGAUGCUGAACGAGACGUUUCAGGAUGCCAAGGAUCUUGAUAACAAGUGA
Colletotrichum phormii is the source of this 2124-nucleotide messenger RNA. Its product is annotated as ARS binding protein 2. Bases 1 to 2124 code for a protein of 707 amino acids. The record is from RefSeq and is a predicted model, not a curated record. Lineage: Eukaryota; Fungi; Ascomycota; Sordariomycetes; Glomerellales; Glomerellaceae. The transcript is spliced from 2 exons. Gene Ontology annotation, molecular function: DNA replication origin binding.